AUGACUAUGACUGUUAUAACAGAGAACAGGCAUCAGUAUAAUCUGCUCUCAGACAGCAGCAGAGGAGCAGGAGGAAAAUACACUCACAGCAACACACAGCAGCUGUGGGUCACUGGUGUUUCUCCUCCAGUCUCUCUGAUCGUCAGUCCCAGCAGAACUCAACACUUCACAUCUGUCUCUCUCUCUCUGAGCUGUGAGGACCAGAGCAACUCUACUGGAUGGAGAGUGAGAAGAUACACAGACAGUGGACGGCUGGAAGAUUGUUCUUCAUUACGUCGAGGAUCACAAACAGGAUCUACAUGUACAAUCAGACCCACCAAUGCAUCACACACUGGAGUGUACUGGUGUCAGUCUGAAUCUGGACAGAAACAUCAUCCUGUUAAUAUCACUGUACACUCUGGUGUGAUUCUGGAGAGUCCUGUUCAUCCUGUGACUGAAGGAGAUCAUCUGACUCUACGCUGUUUAUAUCGACACACAACCGCUCCAAACCUCAGAGCUGAUUUCUAUAAAGAUGGAUCACUCAUCCAGAAUCAAACUACAGAGAUGAACAUCACUACUGUCUCAAAGUCACAUGAGGGUUUCUACUCCUGCAAACACCCAGAGAGAGGAGCGUCACCCAAGAGCUGGAUCUCAGUCAGACGUGUCUCAAAUGAACACUGCUUGUUUGAUUCAGAAUCUCAGAUGUCUGUCCUCAACAUACUCAGUUCUGUACUGGCAGCUUGUCCAUAUCUGCUAGUGACAGUCGUGCUGAUUUACAGAUGCUGCAGAAUGAGAGUUGCAUCUGUUGAAGAGGAAACUUCGGUCUGAUAAUGAUUAAUCUGUUGCAACGCAUCUCCUGGAGUGCUCAUGACAGCCACCAGAGGGCACUCCUCCUGGAUCAUUGUUUAUUGCUCGUGGACUUUCAUUGCCUUCUGCUGUUUGUAAUUUACUCAUUUAGCUCUGCAUAUAAUACACCGUGUUCUCUUAUCUUUGUUGCUGAAGUAUUGUUUUGUCACGCUGGUCUUCUGUGUUUUUGCUGGAUCCUGGAUCUCCUUGCUUUGUGUGGAUUAUUGUUGUUUGUAUUAUUAUUAUUAUUAAAGCUGAUCUUUGAUGGAUCAUCUUUUACAAAGUUUUCAGUGUGAUUCUGUGACAAUUUGUCCUUAAUUUUAUUGUUUUUAUUUGGCAGCCGCUUCUGCGAGUCAUUGACCUUUUUUU
Messenger RNA from Onychostoma macrolepis, 1194 nucleotides. RefSeq names its product low affinity immunoglobulin gamma Fc region receptor II-like. The transcript is spliced from 8 exons. Gene Ontology annotation, biological process: cell surface receptor signaling pathway. Gene Ontology annotation, molecular function: transmembrane signaling receptor activity. The coding region runs from base 1 to 807 and encodes 268 amino acids. Lineage: Eukaryota; Metazoa; Chordata; Actinopteri; Cypriniformes; Cyprinidae. The record is from RefSeq and is a predicted model, not a curated record.